AUGAGUGAACAAUUGAAAACUGUUUCGGCGAUGAACAAGCUAUAUAUCGGUAAUCUACCAACCGAAGCUGAUGAGGAAGCAGUACGGCAGUUGUUCGCGGAGCAUAACUUGACGGUUGCAGAAAUCUCGGUCAAACGCGGAGGUUACGCCUUCGUUGACUUCCCCGACCAGUCAGCUGCUGACCGAGCCAUCGAUAAACUACAUGGUUACUCUUACUGUGGACUGCCUCUAGUAGUGGAGCCUUCCGUUGCGAACAAAAAAAUCGUGAACGUGCCAAACCUGCAAAGUGCAAGCGCUAUCCAGUUGAAGGACACCAGCAAUGACUCUUCGAAUGCAGGGGGUGGAGGAUGGCGGUGA
Nymphalis io (European peacock) is the source of this 357-nucleotide messenger RNA. Its product is annotated as insulin-like growth factor 2 mRNA-binding protein 2. The record is from RefSeq and is a predicted model, not a curated record. The transcript has 3 exons. Lineage: Eukaryota; Metazoa; Arthropoda; Insecta; Lepidoptera; Nymphalidae. Gene Ontology annotation, molecular function: mRNA binding. The coding region runs from base 1 to 357 and encodes 118 amino acids. Gene Ontology annotation, cellular component: nucleus; cytoplasm; ribonucleoprotein complex.